Molecule: messenger RNA, 3433 nt
Organism: Thrips palmi
Lineage: Eukaryota; Metazoa; Arthropoda; Insecta; Thysanoptera; Thripidae
Gene: PSR
Product: bifunctional arginine demethylase and lysyl-hydroxylase PSR
Biological process (GO): phagocytosis
Cellular component (GO): nucleus; cytoplasm
Molecular function (GO): P-TEFb complex binding; histone H4R3 demethylase activity
Source: RefSeq, a predicted model, not a curated record
UGGAGUGACACGGCACGGCACACACACAAGUGUUGCGCACGUCCAAAUUUUAAUUAUCUCUCCCUCUUUUUGUCGGAAUUGAGUAUGAGUUCCGGAGACAAGCUCCAUGGCCGCACCAGGAAAAGGAUCCGGGAGGUGAAGAAGAAGGCCCGGCCCGAACUGAGUGAUAAAGGGGCCUGGUACAGAAUUGGUUACUACAAUAAAUUUGAGCCAUUUACCAAAGUAGAAGACACUUGUGAAAGAAUAGAUGUUAAUGAUGUUUCUCCUGAAGAGUUUAUUGAAAAGUAUGAGAAGCCGUAUAAACCUGUUGUCAUUACUGGAUGUCAGAAGAACUGGAGAGCGAAUGAAAAAUGGACUCUGGAGAGACUUGGGAAAAAGUACCGGAACCAGAAGUUCAAGUGCGGUGAAGACAAUCAAGGAUACAGCGUUAAAAUGAAAAUGAAAUACUUCAUUGAUUAUAUGGGUGCAAACCAGGAUGACAGUCCGCUGUAUAUAUUUGAUAGCAGCUUUGGUGAGCACCCAAGAAGGCAAAAGAUACUGGAAGACUUUGACAUCCCUCUCUAUUUUAGAGAUGACUUGUUCAAGUAUGCAGGUGAAGAACGCCGUCCUCCUUACCGAUGGUUUGUCAUGGGCCCUUCUAGGUCAGGCACUGGGAUCCACAUUGACCCUCUCGGAACAAGUGCUUGGAAUUCACUAGUAGUUGGCCACAAACGGUGGUGUUUAUUUCCUACACAUACACCGAAAGAUAUUAUCAAAGUAAGUUCUGUGGAAGACAGCAAGCAAACGGAUGAAGCCAUUACAUGGUUCAACUUGAUCUAUCCACGUACACAACAUCCAUCUUGGCCUUCAGAUUGUAAACCUCUUGAAAUUUUGCAAAAGCCUGGGGAAACAGUGUUUGUUCCAGGGGGUUGGUGGCAUGUAGUUUUGAAUCUAGAUAACACUAUUGCUGUGACACAGAAUUUCUGUUCCCGAACAAACUUUCCUAUUGUGUGGCACAAAACAGUGAGGGGCCGCCCCAAACUGUCCAAGAAGUGGUAUCGAGUCUUGAAGGAAAAAGAACCACAACUUGCUGCACUAGCUAGUACUAUUGAUGUCAAUGAAGACACUGGUGUGGCGUCAGAUUCAUCUAGUUGUUCAACAUCGAGCUCAAGUGACUCCAGCGAUUCAUCUUGUUCAUCUGAUUCUGAUAGCGGCCAGGGUUCCCUAUCAGCCCACAAAAAGAAGAAAAGGAGGAAAAUGACAUCAGGUUCACCACCUCCAAAGCUUGAGUCCUAAGUGAAUGUCAUACCAGAUGGCUGAAUAUUUUGGUUCCCCAACCAAAGUUGCGAGUUACCAGCAUCUCAGUUUUUUUGUCCAUGCAGUUGUGUUUGUAAGAUACCACCCUGCAGUCUUUUCUUUGGUUUCAAAGUUGCCUAAUGUAUUUGAUUUAACCAAAAGUAUUCUAUCCAUUGUCAUUCUGCUAACUACUACAUACUGCCAAACCAUUUUUGAAGUAUUUUAUUGCAGUGUAUAUGUAUUUUUGUAACAUUAUUUUGGCUCAUUUCCCAUUUAUUUGUGAACUGGAAUAUUCAUUUAUGUUGCAUUAUGCCUUAUUUUAUGAGAAUCCCUUAAAUCAAAGGCACAUUCAAAACUAACUUGCUCUUCAAGUGUUUUAAUUAAUCCUUUUGAUAAUAUGGCAAUGUUAAAUGUUUUAGUUCAGCCAUGUUAUAAGAAGACUUUGAUAGAUUCAAUCAACCUUUAAAGACUGACAAGCUGUCCAAAAAGGAAAUUUAUGACUGCAGACCCAGUUAAAGUAUACUCUGAUUUUAUUUUAUGUUUUUUUAAAUCUAAACUUGGUCUGUUGGAUUAUUUGCUUAAAUGAUGUUGAUUGUUAUCUUCUCUGUUGUCUUUGUUUUGUCUUUCAUUUCAUUAAUGUGAUUGCACAAGUGCAGAAAGGAAGGGGGAGUGGAAUUCCUGGACAAGUCACAAGAUGGCUGUUGACUGAUAUCUGUACUUCUGGAACUGACUUGCUCAUUGAUCUUUCCUUUUUACUUGGUCAGUUACAGAAGCACAGAUGAUGACAAAGCUGUUUAAUUAUAUUUAGGGACCUCUACAAAUAUUCUGUUUGGUGGCUAUAUCCUCUAGAUAUGUAUUAAAUUGAAUAUAAAAAUGUCUGUUUAUAGUCUGUUUGAUUGCAAUUGCAAAUCAAAUAUUGGGGUAACAAUGUCUCAUGUUAGAAAUGCAAAAUCUGUAAAUUUGUGAAUUGUGAUAAUUCUUUUAUUGAGCAUUAUGUAUGUUCUGUGCAAGGUUGCUGUAUUAGUUCCUAUCACUUGUACAUUUCUGAUGCUAACUGUAGUGAAGAAAAGGAAAAAAUGAGGUAUUAUUUGGGCCUCUCCUUAAAUGGAACUUGGAGACUAAAUGAACGAAACCUCAUUGAUUGUUUCCUGACUCACAUUUCCUUGAUGACUGUAACCCACAAUAUUGUUACUGAACUGAAACUGAUUUCACUGUUCUUAGUGUAAUGGUGAAAUCACUGGAAAUUACUAAGCUAAGUUGAGAGUCUAUACCCUUCAUGAUGAAAGAUCUUAGGCUUUCCUUGGAAUGGAUGUUGAACGUGAUGAAGCCUCUGAAUCAUUUUUAACAUAUUAAACUUAGGAUAGAGAUUGCUUUGUUUGCUCUUUAUGAAUCCAUGUAAGCUAGUUUCAUAUCAUUUAAAGCAAAUGUUGACCUGUGAUAUUGUCAAUUGUUUGUGUGUCAAACAUGACAUGUUGUGUUUGAAGAAGAAAAUUGUAAGUGACUUGACAAAGAGGAAAAGAAUAGGUACUUGUUAAAGAAAAUUUGGUGUACCUUUGUUUUUUUGUGUUAUUUUUGGUUCAAUUUUAGUGAAAAUGAAAGGAAGGUUUCAAGCUUUGUUUGAGGCUCUACUUCAGUUUUAGUGACCUCUGUUAAGUUUUUGUCAAUUACCCUGCUGUUUCUUUUAUUGGAAUGAGGAGGUGUUGUGGAAAUGUUUUUGAAAAUGAUCUUGUCAUCUAAACAAUGUGUUAAGGCGGUAAGCUUUGAUUCUGCAUAGGUGUACAUUACAAUGGUGGGCGGAAAUUUUUUAAGGGGUGUUACAGAGUGGUUCUCACGAUGCUAGCUACUUUGGAAACCAGUUAAAAUUAUAUGUGACUUAUUUAUUCUGUUACUCUGUAAAUCUGUCAUCUCAAUUCUAUGCAAUUCAUCCUUCUAUUUUAAUUUCUGUCUAAUGCAGACAGUUUUGUAUGGACUCUUGAGGAUGGUGGUUGUCAAGUCACUUCCUUUUAUUUGAGUGACAGUGUUUCAUUUCAGACAUGACACAUGAGUUCAUCCCUGAUCCAUACCUCUAGGUUUCAUGCUGUACAGUAUACUCUCUUUGUGUUUGCGUCUCUGUUCAUUCAAUUAUUAUUCAAUUAUUAAAAUAGAUAAUUGAUCACAA